CCGAUCCUCCAGAAGGACACCUACCAAUGCCACAAGUCGUAUUCCACGAUCAGAAGAACUACCAGGGUGCGAAGCCUAUCGGGCUUGACAAUCCUAUUCCGCAGCUCGCGGUCGGGAAAGAGGACGAGCCCCAGUGGCUCACUGAUUUCCAGCGUGAUGGUUACGUCGUCGUCAAGAGUGUAGUCGAUAGAGAGAAAGCGUUGAACUACUAUGCCAAUGCUGGCGAGGACUGGCUCGAAGGCUUCAAGAUGGGCUACAAGAGGGACGACCCCUCGACGUGGGACGCGAAGAACCUCCCUCGGUCGAACCACGGCGGCCUGUACUCGCAGUACAGCUUUGCCCAUGCCCAGUUCGUCUGGGACGCAAAGACGGAGCCCAAGAUCGUUGAGCUGUUCGAGACGCUCUGGGGGACGAAGGAGCUCACGGUCUCGUUUGAUGGGGGAAGCCUCGCCGUGCCCAUCCCGUUUGAUCAGGUGCAGGGGAACGCUAAGCCCUGGCCGCACUCGGACCAGAGCGCCUACCGCCCGCAGAGGCACUGCGUCCAAGGCUUGCUGAACCUUCUCCCUAACGGACCAGACGACGGGGGUCUCACAGUGCUCAAAGGGAGUGCGAACCUCUUCGAGCAGUACUUCAAAGAACACAUGCACCUCGAGCCUCCCGAGAAAUGGCCCAGGAGGGACGGGUUCCAAUGGACCGAAGACGAGCUCAAGUGGUUCUACGACAAGGGGUGUGAGUGGGUCAAGCCCGUUAUGGAACCGGGAGACUUUGUCCUCUGGGACAGUAGGGAGGUGCACUAUGGUGACUUUCCCAAGUUGCAGAACAAGCGGUUCGCGAUCUACAUCUGCUACAAACCCAUGUCGGCUAUGUCCCCGGAACAGCAAGAGCGCAAACUCGAGGCUUUCCGCCGUGGAUAUUGUACGACCCAUGACCCGUGCGACUUUUUGAUCAAAGGCGACCAGGAAGCGGAGUGGAACGUCAAUUUCCCGUAUGCGAAGCCGGUAAUUAACGAGCAGGGGCAGAAGGCGAUUGGAUUGAUUCCCUAUUAA
Molecule: messenger RNA, 1046 nt
Organism: Dacryopinax primogenitus
Lineage: Eukaryota; Fungi; Basidiomycota; Dacrymycetes; Dacrymycetales; Dacrymycetaceae
Exons: 5
Coding region: 27-1046 (339 amino acids)
Source: RefSeq, a predicted model, not a curated record